AUGGCAUCAGCGGUGUCAUCACCGACAGCAGAUGAUGUGGCAGUAGUGCUAGUCGAUCAUGGAUCGAAGCGGGCGGAAGCCAAUGAGAUGCUAGAGGAAUUUGCAACAUUGAAUCUCAGCAGUCGACAGAGGGUGGAGAUUGCGCACAUGGAACUGGCAGAACCCAGCAUAGGUACUGCUGUGUCCAGAUGCGCAUCGGAGGGCUUCAGGAAAAUCGUGAUCGCGCCAUACUUCUUGUCACGCGGCCGCCACAUCACAUCAGACAUCCCUGCUCUGGUGGCAGAGGCGCAGAAAGCACACCCGGAAGUGGAGUGUGUCAUCGCAGAGCCAAUUGGUAUUGAUCCCCUCAUGGCGCAAGUGAUUGAGAACAGAGUAGCUGGUGCUUUGCAAUCAGCCUAG
Coccomyxa subellipsoidea C-169 is the source of this 399-nucleotide messenger RNA. RefSeq names its product CbiX-domain-containing protein. The record is from RefSeq and is a predicted model, not a curated record. Gene Ontology annotation, molecular function: lyase activity. NCBI's taxonomy places the organism in Eukaryota, Viridiplantae, Chlorophyta, Trebouxiophyceae, Coccomyxaceae. The transcript has 3 exons. The coding region runs from base 1 to 399 and encodes 132 amino acids.